AUCAGGAAGAAGAAUAGAACAGAAAAUAGAAACUUCCAGCCUUAUAUAAUUCUGGGCCAAAAUGUUACCGGGAAGCCAGGCCCGGCCAGCCCCGCCAGUCACCGGGGGCCCUGGGCAGCACCAUCUCUUUCCUGGGGCCCCAGGGGAAGGGAGGUUUGGAGGGAGGGUCCUUGGGGCCAGCCGAUGCACCAGCCACCCGCCACCCAGUGGGGUGAGGGGCCGCCUCCACUGAAACAGCUGGGGAUGCUGACAGCCGGAGCCUGCCUCUUACCAGCUUCCUCCUGCUCCCGGGAGGCUGGAAGGAAGGUAGGAGGGUGAGUGGCUCUAACUGAGCAGUACUAUCUCCUUGGGUCCUUUGAGGUAGCGUUUUGAUCCCCAUUUUACAGAUGAAGAAAGUGAGGCUCAGAGAGGUGAAAUGGGUUGUCUGAAGGUGACACAGCGAGGCAGUGGGUGUGUCAGCCUCCCCUACUCCAGGUCUCCACACCAUAAACUCAUCAAUGUUGACAGCACCUGGUGGCUUAAGUAUUAGACACACCUGGAUUUGGACCCACUUACCAGCUGUGUGACCUUAAGCAGGUCACUGCCCCUCUCUGAGCCCCAGUUCUCUCACCUGUGACAUGGGAAUAGUGAUGCCUGCACAGGAGCCAGAGCUCAGGGCUUCACCACCGUUCUGACCACCAUUCCUCCAUCUUGAUCACCAUUGGUGUCUUCACCCACCACUGCUCCCAACAAGUUUGGGGACAGGACAGGAACUGAGGGGAGGGUGCAGGUCCCAGCAUUAUCCAGUAGGACUUUCUGCAAUGAUGGAAAUGUCCUAUGUCAGCUCUGUCCAGAAGGGUAGCCAUUAGCCACGAGCGCUUAAACUCGAAACGUGGCCAGUGCAACUGGGAAACUGAAUUCAAUUUUCAUUUAAAGUAAAUGUAGAGCCACAGGUGGCCAGUGGCUGCCAUAUUGGACAGCACCGGAGAAUGUCCAGCCCCAGAAAGAUCCAAUACGGCAGAGGCUGAACCCAGGCCCUGCGUCUUCCCAGGUGACCACGUCGGCUUCAGGACAUGCACGGGCACAGCCGUAACGGGCAGGCCCACGUGCCCCGGCGGAAACGCCGCAACCGCUUCGUCAAGAAGAACGGCCAAUGCAACGUGUACUUCGCCAACCUGAGCAAUAAGUCGCAGCGCUACAUGGCGGACAUCUUCACCACCUGCGUGGACACGCGCUGGCGCUACAUGCUCAUGAUCUUUUCUGCGGCCUUCCUCGUCUCCUGGCUCUUUUUUGGCCUCCUCUUCUGGUGCAUCGCCUUCUUCCACGGUGACCUGGAGGCUGGCCCAGCGGUGGCCCCGGCGGGGGCCCCGGCGGGCAGCAGUGGGGCAGCUCCGGCGAGCCCCAAGCCGUGCAUCAUGCAUGUGAACGGCUUCCUGGGCGCCUUCCUGUUCUCGGUGGAGACGCAGACCACCAUCGGCUAUGGGUUCCGGUGCGUGACGGAGGAGUGCCCCCUGGCGGUCAUCGCCGUGGUGGUCCAGUCCAUCGUGGGCUGCGUCAUCGACUCCUUCAUGAUCGGCACCAUCAUGGCCAAGAUGGCGCGGCCCAAGAAGCGGGCGCAGACGCUGCUGUUCAGCCACCACGCGGUCAUCUCGGUGCGCGACGGCAAGCUCUGCCUGAUGUGGCGGGUGGGCAACCUGCGCAAGAGCCACAUCGUGGAGGCCCACGUGCGGGCCCAGCUCAUCAAGCCCUACAUGACCCAGGAGGGCGAGUACCUGCCGCUGGACCAGCGGGACCUCAACGUGGGCUAUGACAUCGGCCUGGACCGCAUCUUCCUGGUGUCGCCCAUCAUCAUCGUCCACGAGAUUGACGAGGACAGCCCGCUCUAUGGCAUGGGCAAGGAGGAGCUGGAGUCUGAGGACUUCGAGAUUGUGGUCAUCCUCGAGGGCAUGGUGGAGGCCACCGCCAUGACCACCCAGGCCCGCAGCUCCUACCUGGCCAGCGAGAUCCUGUGGGGCCACCGCUUCGAGCCCGUGGUCUUUGAGGAGAAGAGCCACUACAAGGUGGACUACUCGCGCUUCCACAAGACCUACGAGGUGGCCGGCACACCCUGCUGCUCCGCCCGGGAACUGCAGGAGAGCAAGAUCACCGUGCUGCCCGCCCCGCCGCCCCCGCCCAGUGCCUUCUGCUACGAGAAUGAGCUGGCCCUCAUGAGCCAGGAGGAAGAGGAGAUGGAGGAGGAAGCGGCAGCCGCCGCAGCGGCUGUGGCUGCGGGCCUGGGCCUGGAGGCGGGCUCCAAGGAGGAGGCGGGCAUCAUCCGAAUGCUGGAGUUUGGCAGCCACCUGGAUCUGGAACGCAUGCAAGCCACCCUCCCGCUGGACAACAUCUCCUAUCGCAGGGAGUCGGCCAUCUGACCUUCCGGCCCUGCCCUCAUCACCUCCCACAAGAGCCUCUGCCGGGGGUGGGAUGUCGGAACACCCCCUCCACACUCAGGACAGAGCUGACCCUGGCUCCACGGACCUUCUGGAAGGAGGUGGGGCCUUCAAAGCUGGGGGACCCCUUCCUGCUGACUCCAGAGCCCAGGCCUGGGAAGGGCCCAGGAAACCUUUGGCGCUAUCAGCCUGGGUUCACCAGCGCCUACCUGCUGGCAGCUCAGGGACCCCAGACUCACCACCUUUUCCCCACAGACCCUUCAAGGACGUGUCCCUUUUGUUCUCAGAACCUUGGGGAAGGCGGCUGGACUGCUGGGGGGUGGGCAUCAUGGGGUUCUGGGGUGGGCAGGGGGUUAGUUUGGGGGGAGGUAGGGAGGGGGUGCGUUUUUUUUUUUUUGGUUUUUUUUUUUUGCAUGACUGUGGCCUGUUGCUCAUGACUUUCUUUUGUAAAUAUCUAUAAAUGGAGACAGAUGGAGGCAC
Messenger RNA from Rhinolophus ferrumequinum (greater horseshoe bat), 2888 nucleotides. RefSeq names its product potassium inwardly rectifying channel subfamily J member 4 (gene KCNJ4). Gene Ontology annotation, biological process: potassium ion import across plasma membrane; regulation of monoatomic ion transmembrane transport. The coding region runs from base 1053 to 2390 and encodes 445 amino acids. Lineage: Eukaryota; Metazoa; Chordata; Mammalia; Chiroptera; Rhinolophidae. Gene Ontology annotation, molecular function: inward rectifier potassium channel activity. Gene Ontology annotation, cellular component: plasma membrane. The record is from RefSeq and is a predicted model, not a curated record. The transcript is spliced from 2 exons.